Adelges cooleyi (spruce gall adelgid) is the source of this 5223-nucleotide messenger RNA. Its product is annotated as ras GTPase-activating-like protein IQGAP1. The transcript has 33 exons. Gene Ontology annotation, biological process: regulation of actin cytoskeleton organization; regulation of GTPase activity. The record is from RefSeq and is a predicted model, not a curated record. Gene Ontology annotation, molecular function: GTPase activator activity; actin filament binding; calmodulin binding. Bases 209 to 5020 code for a protein of 1603 amino acids. Gene Ontology annotation, cellular component: cytoplasm. Lineage: Eukaryota; Metazoa; Arthropoda; Insecta; Hemiptera; Adelgidae.
UAAUAUUAUAAUUUACAGUUCAUAAUAUAUAUAUACUUUUAGUUAUAACAUAAUAAUCCUCCUUAUUGACAUUCCAGUCACAUAUAUACAUGUAUAUUAUAUGUUUUUAUUGUGUAUUAUUUUGCGUUUUACUUUUAACACGAUAACAAUUUUUGUUUUUUAAAAAUUUUCUGUCAUAUUAUUUAGAAAAGUGUAAUAUUCCAAAAUCAUGGCGCUCGCUAAUAGUGCACAAGAGAUAUUAGAUGGUGGACUAAUUGAAGCUGACAUCCUAAGGCAAGAUAAUCUAGCUUACGAGUAUUUAUGUCAUUUAGAAGAAACCAAAGUAUGGUUAGAAUCUUGUUUGAAAAUGACUCUUCCAAAUGUUAUGGAAUUAGAAGAUAGAUUACGAAAUGGAGUGUUACUAGCGAAAUUGGGAAAUUUUAUAGCUCCAUCUAUUGUAUCACUAUCUUGUAUCUAUGAUCGCGAUGAGAGACGUUACAAGUCUGCUGGUCUUCAAUAUCGCCAUACAGACAAUAUAAAUUAUUGGUUGAAAUCGUUGAAUGCUGUAAAUCUACCCAAGAUUUUUCAUCCGGAAACCACUGAUGUUUAUGAUAAGAAAAACAUGCCAAAAGUAAUUUAUUGUCUUCAUGCUUUAAGUACUCAUUUGUUUAAACGUGGUGAAGCUCCUUUAAUUCUAGAUCUAUACGGAAAAGUUAAUUUCUCUGCCGAGACAAUCACUGCAACGAGAAAAGAAUUGGCUGAAAGUGGUGUUGAACUACCUAAGUUCCAAAAAAUCGCAGGACUUUUAUCAGAAGGAACAAAAGGAGACUCGAAUACAUUAUAUGAUGCUAUCGUCGAAAUAAAUAAUGCAAUCAUUUCAAAGGACAUGAAUCAUUUUACAAAAUGUCUUACUAACAGAGUUGCACAAUUACAAUUUAUUAAUUUGGAUUAUAUAGAAAAAUAUCUAGAAAUCUUACGUGAUGCUAAACAGGCUAAAGAAGAAUCUACUAUGAAUAAGUCUUUAAGCGAAAGUUUUGAACCGGACGUUUUUGAUGAAAUUUUAACGCAAAAUGAAAUACAAGGAUAUAUUUCUACUGUUAAUAUCGAUCAAAAGUGGAAUGAACUGUGUAAAGCGGAAACCGAUGAGGGAAUUGUUAAUAUCUUAAAAUCAAAAUGUAUUUCAUUGAUGGACGUGAAUGAAAAAAAAUCAAGAUAUUACGCAUCUGAAUUUAAAAAUUUAUCAAUGGCAAUUCAAUCAAAAAAUUUUAAUUCUGUUGACAAAAAAGCAUUUUUACAACGAGUCAUUAACGGUGGCAAUCAACUAGCAUUAACAGACAAAAAAAGAGAAAGUUUGAUUAAAAAAUUAAAUGACACAUUGUUAACUGAUGACAUGGAUGGUUUUUCGUGUAUUCUUAAAGAACCUAUGUUAAAUUUAAACCAUCUGGUUAACGAAUUUGCUAUUCCUUUGUAUUUCGAAGAACUGAAAGACGAUAGAAAUGAUGUCAACCAAGACUUGACAUAUUUUGACGUUGUUCAAAGCUUACAAGUUUUGAAUCCCAUAGCUGAGGUCACUAAAGCAGUUCUAUCGGAAAAUAUUGAUACGACCUGGGAUCGUCUUUCAAAGCUGAAGAAGUUUUUUUCGGACCAAGAACUCGAUGCUGGAUUAAAGUUACAAUAUUGGAGUGCUCUCGAUGCUUGUAGACAAUUUAAAAUUAGAAGUAAAGCAAGUUUCGGAAUACUGACGUUUAUGAAUAUUAAAGAUUGUGUGGAUAUUGUUCACAAUCAGUUGGAACAAAACAAAGAAGUUAUAAAUGUUUUACAAAAAUUAAAUGAUGCACUAAAAUCUCGAAAAUUGAACAUUGUCAAGCAGUGCAUUACCAAUCCAGUAUUGCAACUGGAAUAUCCCGUUAAAGCCAAAGAUUUGCAGUAUGCAUAUGAAUUGUUAUUGAACCGACAGAAUGACUCUGAAGAUGGUGUAGAAAUAUGGAAAGACGACGUUGAAGACGUUUUUAAAAGAGUUAUUGAUGAAGUGGACAGUAUUCAAAGAAGCGCUGAAUGGCUUUUAUCUGUAAAUGUGUCAUUAAUAAAAAAUGAAAGACGGAAAGUUAUAAAAGAACUACUUAAACUUGUCCCAAUGAACGAGUCAGAACAACAAGAAAGUUUUGUCACCUUAUUACAUGUAGCAGAAUCAAAGUUAAAGAAUAGAGGCCCAUGGAUUACACACGAAUCUCCAUAUGGUCGCUGCGUUUAUUUGAAUCUAGACACGUUAGAUUAUUCUUGGGAGAAACCUACUUUUUUUUCUACUCCAAAAUAUAUCAACAUGGAGGAAAUUCAGACUAUAAUAAUGAACAUGAAAAAAAGCUACCAACACCGUAAAGAAAACGAAGAGCUCGAAAAAAUUAUUAUCCAGCUACAAGCACAUAUUCGUGGUUAUUUAGUUCGUCGUGAAAUAAAGAACCAAAAACAAUGUUGUAGCCAACAAGAAUUAUUUGCUAUUAAAAUACAAAAAUGGUGGAGGUGCAUAAUAUUUCAAAGACAAUGGCAGUGUUUUGUUAAAGAAAUGAGGAAAAAAUUAAAACCAUCACAGCGAGUGUACACUAAUAAAGAAGUCAGAACAAUAAUAAAAUUACAAGCUUUGUGGCGUGGUAAAAUGGUGCGUAAGCACUUUUAUCAUUUGUUUCACUCGACAAAUCCACCUUACAAGAUAGUGAAACAUUUCUCUCGUUUGUUGAAUUUUAAUUUAGAAGACUAUCGAAGAGAAAUAGAACUUCAGAACCAUCGCAGUCAAAUUACUCAACUAAUUCGUCAAAGUAAUGAAAUGUCUCACAAAGCUGACGAACUAGACAUCAAAAUUGGUCUCCUCAUUCAAAAUAGAAUUUCCUUACAGGAUGUGAUUGGUCAUAAAACAAAAAACAAUGAGGACAUUAACAAAAUACAACAACCGAAUAACACUCAAAAUUCAAUCAGUUUAAUGUCGCUUAAUAAAAAUAGCAAACAUCUUUUAGAAUGUUACCAACAUUUGUUCUACAUGCUUCAAACAAAACCGCAUUAUUUAAGCAAACUUGUAUUUUGUUUACCAUAUUCAGUUCGUCACAUUUCCAAGUUUUUGGAACAAACUUUAAUGUCUGUUUUCAAUGCCGGUAGCAAUAGUCGUGACGCUUAUUUUAUGUUAAAGUUAUUAACUUUGGCUUUAAAAGAAGAGAUAAAAAUAAAUUGUACAAAAGUAGCAGAAAUCAAAACUUCAAACCUUAACGUUCUAAAAGCCAUUGUAGACCAAGCCAGAUGUUUUGAUAAUCAAAAACGUUUAAAGACUAUUUUCAAGUCAGUCGUAGAAAAGUUGAUCCACUACAGAAACACAUUGUUUAUCGAUACCAAUCCGGUGACUAUUUAUAGAUCAUGGCGAAACGAGCAGGAAACUAACACUGGAGAAAUUUCAGAUUUACCAAGUUCAGUCGAUCAACAAACGGCUUUGACAUACGAAGAGGUCCAGAAACGAUUGGCACAUAAUUUAGAACAGCUUCAAAACGUAACUGGAGAGUUCUUAAACAAAAUCUUAGAUUCUAAACCCUUAAUACCUUAUACUAUAUUGUAUACGGCACGUGUAUUGCGUGAAACAAUACAAGAACUGUUUCCGGAUACUAGAGACAAUGAGAUUUACAAGAUUAUUGGUUAUUUUGUUUAUAAUUUGUACAUGAAUCCGGCAAUCAUCACUCCUGAAAUAUAUGGUAUAUUCGAACCUAAAAUUGAAGAAGGAAUAACUUAUCGUCAACGUCAUAAUUUGGCCAGUGUUGCGAAAAUUCUACAAUACGCGUCAAAUAAAAAAGGAUACAAAGAAGAAAUCCACUUGAAGUGUAUGAAUCCGUUCAUUUUGGACUGUUAUAAUAAGUUAAAAUUGUUUUUCAACAAUUGCUGCAAUGUAGACGAUCCCGAAGUAUAUUACAACAUAAACGAGUUUACAGAUGUUACUCUAUUAACCAAACCAACAAUAAAUAUAACUCUACAGGAAAUACAAGAAACACAUUCUCUCCUGUUGGAUAAUAUCGAUCAAGUUGCACCUGAUCCUUUUGACCCCAUUCACCAAUUGUUAGACGAAUUAGGUCCUUCGGCACCAACGAUUUCACAACUUUAUGGAUCUGACGAUGAAGACGUUAUGGUUCAAAGGCGUAUUGCUACUGUUCAAGUUUGUCUUACGUUGUCUGACAAGUUUGAGCCCAAUACAAAAACAGCGUCUAUUACUAAACUGUUUAUCAAAACAAAGGAGUUGUUAAUUAGAGUACUGCCAUAUCUCAGCGGCCAUACGUUGCCCGGAGCUCUAAGAAUUGAUUCUACUCCCGACGAAGAACUCCGAUUUGCAGAUAGAGAGGCAAAGAUAAUGGAUUCUGGUAAAUGUACUGACUAUGAAACUGGAACGUUGAGAGAUAUUAAAGUGAAAUUGAGAAAAAACUUAAAAAUAUUAGAAGACGAAGGCAUUGUGUCAAAAGACGAUGGUUAUCAAGGAAUCAUUACAUCAGUAGCAAAAGAUAUUUGCAAUCGAAACAAAUAUCGUCAAAUACAAAUUAAAGAAUUACAAAUGGUAAAAUCUACAAAACAAAGAUUGGACGAUAAGAUUAAAUAUUUAGACGAGAAAAUAAAAUCUUAUGAACAAUAUAUACAGACGUGUUUAGACAAACAAAACACUGGACAAAAGAAAUCAAAAGGUUCGUCUCGGCCAUCAAAAGGUAAACAACUGAAAACUAAAAAAAGUAUACGUUAUUCUGCCGCAAAAUUACGAGACAAGGGUGUAUUAAUUGAAGUGGAAGGACUUCCUGACGGACAAUUCAAAAAUGCUCAAUUUGAAAUAAGUCCGACUGAUGAUCACGGUAUAUUUUUAGUCAAAGGAAAAUUUAUGGGUGUAGAAAUGGAAACUGUUAACAUUGACAUACAGGACUUACUGCGUCGCCAAUUUGAAGGAGCAACAAUAAUGGAUAUAUUUGGUACGGCCAAGGUCAACGUUAAUUUAUUACUAUUUUUAUUGAACAAAAAGUUUUACUGCAAAACAUAAAUUUUAUUAACAAAAAAACAAUAUUAAUUAUUUUCACUCGAAUGCUUAUACUUAGCAAAACAUUAAUCCCUGUGAUAAUAUUAAUCAUUCAAUUAUUUAUCGAGAUAUUUAUUGAACUUGUAAAUCAUACAUUCUGUGAUGUCCAAAUAUGAAUUUGACCUAACAUAUUAAGUUUAAUUUCACUGUACUUAUUUUUAUUUUUU